UUAUGUCUAAACGGGCAGAAUAACAAAGAAGAUAAAAAUUGCUUUUAACCACAAAAAACCUCGUAAUAAUUCUAUUUUCAUCUUUGGUUCCAUGCGAAUCUUCUGGAAUAUAAACUCACAGCACAAGUUCCAUUGAAGAAGAAGAAGAAGAAGGAAGAUCGAAGAAACCCUAGCUUUUUUAUCAAUGGAGAAACAAGCAUCAAGCUCACGAGAGUUACAGUGUGUAGGCAGGCUCGAAAUUGCACCCCCUAAACCUGUCGGUUUUCUUUGCGGUUCAAUUCCUGUCCCAACCGAUAAAGCAUUUCACGAUUUCAAUGCUUCUGAACUUGUACCCUCCGCUGAAAGGGUUAGAGCUCCGAGGUAUCGGAUGAUUCCUAUCGAGACUGAUCUAAACACUUUGCCACUGCUUUCAAGUAUUCCAGAUAAGGUACUGCCAUUAGUGGCCAACCAAUCAAGGACGAGCGCAGGUAGUGAAUAUUUACUAUGGGAAAGUGGCACACACACGUCAAAUCUUGCACGGAAAGGUGAAGCUCUGGCUGUAUCAGGUCUGGUGGAGUAUGGAGAUGAGAUCGAUGUCAUUGCCCCAACUGAUAUUCUGAAGCAAAUCUUUAAGAUUCCAUACUCGAAAGCUCGAUUAUCAAUUGCAGUACAUCGUGUUGGCCAGACUCUAGUUUUGAACACAGGGCCUGAUGUUGAAGAGGGGGAGAAAUUGAUCAGAAGAAAUAAUAACCCACCAAAAUGUGCAGAUCAGUCUUUGUUUCUAAAUUUCGCUAUGCACUCUGUUCGCAUGGAGGCAUGUGAUUGUCCACCAACCCAUACACCAUCGAAGGAGUGGCAAUGUGAAUCAAGAGAAAGUUCACCUGAAUCUUCUGAACACCCAACGCAGGAUAGCACUUUCUAUGAGCAACGUGGAACUUCUACUCAGGAAGAACAAUCUAACCCGCCUUGCACAUAUAACGAGCUCAAACAGGGUGACUCUUUUUGGGGCAAAAAGAACAGGAAAAAUAAGGAUCAAGGUGCUGGAAACAAGGUCUCACAAGUAAAAGAGAAGUCGAGGUACUCAGUGAAAGAGUCUGACAAGUAUAGACGAGCUAGUAAUGAUGGAUUCCUAAGGGUUCUAUUUUGGCAGUUUCACAAUUUCCGUAUGCUUCUGGGAAGUGAUUUACUCAUCUUCAGUAAUGACAAGUUUGUUGCAGUUAGCUUGCACUUGUGGGAUGUUUCACGAAAGGUCACUCCUUUAACAUGGCUAGAGGCGUGGCUUGAUAAUGUCAUGGCUAGUGUUCCUGAGUUGGCUAUAUGUUAUCAUCAAGACGGUGUUGUUCAGGGCUAUGAACUCCUAAAAACAGAUGAUAUAUUUCUCCUAAAGGGCAUAUCUGAGGAUGGUACUCCUGCUUUUUAUCCAAAUGUAGUACAGCAAAACGGGCUUUCAGUAUUGAGAUUCCUUGAGGAAAACUGCAAGCAAGAUCCUGGUGCAUAUUGGCUAUACAAAAGUGCGGGAGAAGAUGCUAUCCAACUCUUUGAUCUAUCUGUCAUACCUCAAAACCGACCUGCUGAUGACACUGAUGAUAAUUCUAGCUCUGUGCCCUCUCUAAUAAAUAGAGGGAGAAGCGAUCCCUUUCUUUCACUGGGGACGCUAUUGUACCGGAUUGCUCACAGACUUUCACUUUCAAUGUCUCCUGAAAACAAGUCUAGAUGUGCGAGUUUCUUCAGAAAAUGUCUUGAUUUUUUGGAUGAGCCUGAUCACCUGGUUGUACGUGCAUGUGCUCAUGAACAAUUUGCGAGGCUCCUUUUAACAUACGAUGAAGAGUUAGAUUUGUCAUCUGAAGCACUUCCUAGGGAGUCUGAAGUUACAGGGGCUGACGCUGAAGAAGAACCAGUUGAAUCUUUGAUUUCGGUUUCAGUAUCAGGUGCCCAUGAUUUCCUGGUUCCUAAAGUUGAACCAGGCGACAACAUUGAAACAUUGCCAGCUACUGGAUCUGAUGAUUCUGUGAGGGUAACAUCUGAUGAGGCUAUAACUUCCCCAAGAGCAAUUACAGCUCCAAGGGAGAGAAAUGCAGCCAGUCUGGAAGAUGCACCAAAUAGCAGAGAGAAAAGCUUUUCAGUAUGUGAUUUGUCAAAAGUGUCUCCUAAGGUUCAAACUGUUGCUGAUCCAAUCUCCACCAAGUUGGCUGCCAUACAUCAUGUUUCUCAAGCUAUUAAGUCUCUUAGAUGGAAACGUCAAAUGCAAAGCAAUAGAAUGGAUCUGCAGAAUAGUGGUCAAAAUCAGGAUGAGCGGCCUUCAGCACCGAGUUUUUCUAUCUGUGCAUGUGGAGAUACUGACUGUAUUGAAGUUUGUGAUAUUCGGGAAUGGCUUCCAACUUCAAAAUUGGAUGAUAAGUUGUGGAAAUUAGUUCUAUUGCUUGGAGAGUCGUACUUGGCGCUUGGACAAGCUUAUAAAGAAGAUGAACAAUUGGGUCAGGCCUUGAAGGUUGUAGAGUUGGCAUGUCUGCUUUAUGGAUCAAUGCCUCAACAUCGGGAAGACUCAAAAUUCGUUUCUUCCAUGGUCGUUUGUACAUCAACCAAUGUUGAACUUGAUGAAAGUGAAAAAGCUGGGUCUUCACAAUGUGAUGAUUGUUUCAUUUAUGAUCAAUUAUCUGACAGUUACCUCUUUUGGGCCAAGGCUUGGACACUAGUUGGGGACUUGCAUGUCCAAUUCCAUUUGACAGAUGGUGAUAAGAUGCCAGUACAAUCAGAGCAAAAGUCUCUAACUAAAGAGUUGAAGAUGUCAUCUGAAGUUCUGAGGGAGGUUGAAAGGCUCAAGAAGAAGCUUGGACAGUCUAGUCAGAACUGCAGCUCAUGCUCCUUAUUAAACUGCAGCUGCCAGAGUGAUAGGGCCAGCAGUGGCAGCAGCGCUAGCAGUAGUAGUGGAGAUUCACGUUCUAAAAGUUAUAGCAGAAAGCAGAACAAAAAAUCACAUACCAAAGCAAACUCCCAUGCACAUUCUGGAACUUUUGUGGAUAUUCAUCAGAAGGGUGAAAGCACCACAUCCGAGUGUAACCUCCCGAUGCAUAGCAAGAAUAUUACCAGAAUGGAAAGCUCUAUUAAACUGACAGAUGUUUCAGAGGCAAAAAAUUCUGGACCUACCGACUCUGAUAGAGAUGAUGUCGAGGGAGUGAAAAUGGGAGGAACUUCAGUGUAUACAUGUUCUGAAACUUCAAAGGAAGAAACUGAAAGGAAAAGUGGGGGUAUAUUUAAAUAUAUUCGAGGUACUGUAGCUGGAGAUGCUGAUUUCUAUCUCUCUGUUGCCUUGAACUGUUAUGAAGAAGCUAGAAACGCUAUGGUUGGACAUCUUACUAAUUCAGCAGACUUACAAUCUUUAAUUAAGAAGAAAGGAUGGGUGUGUAAUGAGUUAGGCCGUAGGAGGCUGGAAAGAAAAGAGCAGGAUAAAGCUGAAGUCGCUUUUGCUGAUGCAAUAAAUGCAUUUAAAGAAGUAGCUGACCACACUAACAUUAUAUUGAUAAACUGUAACUUAGGUCAUGGCAGGAGAGCCCUAGCAGAAGAGAUGGUAGCAAAGAUUGAAAAUCUCAAGGAACAUGCAAUCCUCCAGGAUGCAUACAGGCAAGUGCUCCAGGCUGCCAAGAAGGAAUACAGGGAAUCUCUGAGGUUCUAUGGUGCAGCAAAAACAGUCGUAAAUAGUGUUAGUGAAGAAUCAGAUUUGGAUUCAAGCAACUUGAGAAAUGAAGUUUAUACUCAGUUUGCUCAUACAUAUCUAAGGCUUGGGAUGCUAUUGGCCAGAGAAGAUACAUUUGCUGAGGUUUAUGAGAACUGUGUCCUUGAGGAUUCUUUCAACUCCUGUGUUAGUAGACCUAAGAUAGACCGUAGAAAGCAUGAGAUUUCAGCUAAUGAUGCCAUUAGAGAGGCUUUAUCCGUCUAUGAGUCACUGGGUGAGUUACGGAAACAAGAAUCUGCGUAUGCAUACUUUCAGUUGGCUUGCUACCAAAGGGAUUGCUGCUUGAAAUUUUUGGAGCAAGAUCAGAAGAAAAACAGUUCUUCCAAGGGCGGAAAUAGCUUUCUUCAUAGAGUAAAGCAAUAUUCUUCAUUGGCUGAGAGGAACUGGCAGAAAUCCAUGGAUUUCUAUGGACCAACGACACAUCCCUUGAUGCACUUGGCUAUUUUGGUGGAGCGAGCUGCGCUAUUAUUGGAUCUGUCAAAUCUUCUUCACUCUAACGUGCUUCUGGAGUCUGCUCUGACUUGUAUGCUUGAAGUUCGCCAUGUAUCUGGAGACACACUGAGUAAUGACAAUCUUAAGAUUUGUGAUAAAUAUUGGAGCCAGUUGCAGAUGCUAUUGAAGAAGAUGCUGUCUGUAGCACUCUGUCCAACUACGAAUAAAUCUUCAGCCAACUCUCAGCAGAGCGCCUCAAAUAAGUCUGCUGAUACCGGAAAGCUUAGAGAGCUUUACAAGAUGUCUCUGAAGUAUACAGAGUUCAGUCAACUGCAAGUAAUGCAUGAUUUGUGGAUAUCUUAAGGUACAUGCUCGCUAAAAUGUGGAAUGAUCAAAUAUUCUUGCACAAGACACCGGUUUGUAAUUAGCAUGACAUUUGAUCCCUCUAACGUUCUUAGGCUGUGUCAAUCGAGGUUAUUAGUCUCACUUGCAAAUGAAUCAGGAUGUAUAUAAUUGUGAAACUGCUUGUAAUUUCCCUUCCCAUUUUAAAUCAGGUGUCAGUCAUCAUCAAAGUAAAGUUUGGGCUUUCCCCUUUCCCUUUAAAAGCGGUGAAAGUCCAUCCUAAAGUUUCAAAUCUCUUGGGACUGGAUUGAAUCUUCCAGUUUUUAUCGGGGGACUAGCAUAUCAACAAGAUACUCAGUUGGUUAUAGCGUUGUGUGUUGAAAUUAUUGAAGGUAUUGGAGGUUGUAUAUGUACAGGUUGGUUUAUACUUAAUAGUUGUACCUUGGGAUGGAUUGACUGUACCUCAAAAGGUUGUGAAAACAGGCUCUAAGUUUCCAUCAUAUAGUUUUAUAGUACUAGAAAGUAGUAUUUUGGUUC
Lycium barbarum (goji berry) is the source of this 5020-nucleotide messenger RNA. RefSeq lists its product as uncharacterized. The coding region runs from base 185 to 4504 and encodes 1439 amino acids. The transcript has 9 exons. Gene Ontology annotation, biological process: positive regulation of DNA-templated transcription. Lineage: Eukaryota; Viridiplantae; Streptophyta; Magnoliopsida; Solanales; Solanaceae. The record is from RefSeq and is a predicted model, not a curated record.